AUGCAAGCUCUCCCCAACUCGUUAUGUACUCUUUGGAACUUGCAAAUCCUCAACUUGGAUGACUGUGUUAGGCUUGAGGCUUUACCUAAGAAGCUCACAUCCUUACGUAAUCUUCGACAUCUAUGUUUGUGGGGCUGCAAGUCAUUGCGUGAGAUGCCAUCUAAAAUGAGAGAAUUGAACGGCCUAAAAACAUUGAGCAUGUUUGUCGUGGGUCACAAGAGAGGUAACCAACUUGAGGAACUGGAAUGCUUGAACAUCAGUGGAAGGCUUCAGAUUAGGCAUCUGGAGAGAGUAAAAGACCAUAUGGAUGCUAAGAAAGCAAAGAUUGCUGAGAAAAACAAUCUUCGUAAUUUGAGAUUGUCGUGGGAAAGAAAUGCUUUAUCCAAGCUAGUCGAGGAAGUUGAUGAAAGGGUCUUGGAAGCACUUGAACCUCACCCCAAUCUUGAACGUCUUUAUAUACAAGGCUUCAGUGGUAGAUAUCUUCCACGUUGGAUGGAAAACUCAACGCAGAGAAAAAUAGUUGAGAUUAAUAUAACUGAUUGUGAAAAUAUUAGGCAUUUUCCAAAACUGGGAGAGUUGCCCCAUCUUGAGAAUCUGUUUUUAACGAAUAUGGGGGUGGAGUAUAUUAUUGAAGAAGAAGAAGUUGGGAGUGGGCACCCAGGACUAUCAAAAGAGCAACAGAGUAGUAAAGAAGCAUUCCCAAAUCUGGAAUGCCUAAGUAUCAAGCGUUGCUCUUCAUUUGUAUUUCCAUCAAUCUCGUCCCUUGAAAAGUUGAAGUAUCUAGGAUGUAGAAGCUCAGACUUGGCUUUAUUAUCUGAGCACGACAUUCCUAGUAAGCUGUCAAUCGAGGUUGAAGAGAACCUGACUUGUUUCCCAAUAGAAGCGCUGAAAAAGUUUAGUAAGUUGCGGUCAUUGACAAUUGAGAAUGCAAAAGAGAUCUCUUUGACAAGAGAAGGUCUGGAAGCCUUAAAAGAGCUUAUAAGUUUAUGGCCAGAGAGUUGUCAGACAAUGAGAUGUUUACCAGAAAGGAUGUUGCGGCACCUUACUGCUUUGGAGGACCUCACCAUAAUAACGUGCCCAGAAAUACUAGAGUUGCCUGAGGAUAUUAAACAUCUCCAUAAUCUUAAGUUCCUCCAGUUACACUGGAUCUUCCCAAGAUCACGCGCUUGCCUCAAGCCUUUCAGCACCUCACUUCUCUAUACCUUGCAGAUCUUCCCUAACCUGGAAUCACUUCCAGAUCAGCCACCAUCUCUCUUCACUCGAUGUUACGAGCUGCCCAAAGGUUGUAUCGAUUUCUGA
This is a messenger RNA of Salvia hispanica, 1299 nucleotides long. RefSeq names its product putative disease resistance protein RGA3. NCBI's taxonomy places the organism in Eukaryota, Viridiplantae, Streptophyta, Magnoliopsida, Lamiales, Lamiaceae. The record is from RefSeq and is a predicted model, not a curated record.